UCUAUACACAACACACUACUUCGAGCCAAGUUGAAGGCCAAGAGCGAUAUCCGUUUGGCCUGGGAUCGUGUCUGGAUCUCAGCUUUUCGCGAGGCUCGGCGUCUCAUUUCCGAAGGUCUGGCUCUCAAUCCCAACUCAUUGAUCCUCUAUCUUAGGCUUGCUCAACUGGAGUUCUGUGCUGCCAAUUUUUUCAUUCAGCGUAUAUUGUGGCGAAGGGAUUGCGUAAAACAACAUGUGCCCGCUGUCAAUGAUGUCAAUGAUGCUUCAUCCAACCGUCCUACCUCAUCGACUGGCUCCUCUCUAGAGAAGAAGCACCCUGAGCUCCAUACAGCUGAGGAUAUUUUAGAUCUUAUUGUACGCAAGCACCCCUCGUGCGCAGGCGCAAAGCGAAAAUACGAAGGCGAUCCCACCGAACCUAGAUCAAAACGUAAACAAAAGAGGCACUCUGUCCCCAUCCAGUCCAUAUCUGGCGUUCUCUCUUCUGAACCGGAUUUGAAUCCUGAUCCGGAGAAACAAGUCAACGUAAAGAAAAUGAUAAAGUCUGCUGGAUCUAUUGUCCGUUCACAGUUGGACACUUCCGAUGCCUAUACUUUGGUGGGUAUUUUACGUAUUUGGCUUCUCUCAUAG
Molecule: messenger RNA, 627 nt
Organism: Protopolystoma xenopodis
Lineage: Eukaryota; Metazoa; Platyhelminthes; Monogenea; Polystomatidea; Polystomatidae
Source: the annotation of a GenBank genome assembly